Messenger RNA from Phytomonas sp. Hart1, 1521 nucleotides. NCBI's taxonomy places the organism in Eukaryota, Euglenozoa, Kinetoplastea, Trypanosomatida, Trypanosomatidae. The record is from the annotation of a GenBank genome assembly.
AUGGCGGGGGGGCUGUUGUACAUUUCCCUCCCACUCACGCUGGGGAUUGCGGGGGGGCUGGGAGUCGUGCAGGGGGUAGAGACCGUCCUGGGCCGGGGGCACCCCACCCGGGACGCCGAGGUGGCCGCCCACGAGGCCGCCCUCCACGACGCCGUGGCGAACCUCAUCCAGCGCGGCGAGACGAUCGUCCUCGCGGAGUGCGAGGGCUUCGUCCUGGGCCGGCUGCAGGCCCGGCUGCGCGAGUUUGGCCGUUUGCGCAUGGGCCUCCAUCGCGCCAUCCACGGCACCGCCGCCUUCUUCUCCGUCGCCCUGACGCUGGUGUUUGUGGGGAUGUUGGGGGUGCUGAAGCACCUGAGCCUGCGGGGGGACCUGCUGUGGAUGGACAUCGCCCUCUACGUGGUGUGCCUCUACCAGUUCGUGGAGCGGGUCCGGGGGCUGAGUCGGGAAUGGGGCCGCAUGCGGCGCGGGUUGGGCUGCCUGGAAACCCUCCAGGACACCUUGGGAUGGCUUCACGAGACGAUAGGGGCAGCGGAUGGGGGGUGUUCGCUGCGAAUCGUGAAGCCGGAGGAGGAAACGGAAGGGGAGGGGAAGGACAAGAGGAGGAAGCUUAACGGCGAGGAUCCUUCGUCUCAGGCGCCGCGGGAUGGAGGAACGGUUACUGAGCUGAGGAAGGUCGAGUCCGGUGAAAUCGUCCGGGGGGAAAUCCUUUCAAAAGAGCCGGCGAAGGGGGGGGCUUCUUUUUCUGCUUCACCGGCGAUAUUGAUCUUUCACGAGAGCGCGCGGGCGGAUCUAGAGCUUCAAAAGGUCAGUUACACGUACUGCGAGGCACCGGCGUUUCUCAGGUUAAAUUCUUCGUUGUCUUCGUCGGGAGUGAAAAGGGGCAUCCGUGAUGUCAGCCUGCGCGCUGCAGCGGGGCGUAUAACUUCGCUUUACGGCCCGAGCGGAAGUGGAAAGAGCACCUGUUUACGGCUUCUUUGCGGCUUUUUGCGUCCUUCGAGCGGGGUCGUUCAUUCCCAACGUCGCGCUCUCCUUCUCGAGCAGCACCACGCCCUUUUCCUUGGCAGCGUCGCCGAAAACAUCCUUCUUAAAGAUCUAAGCACCUUGGUCGCUUCGAAAGGGGGGGAAUUCGUAAAAAAAAACUCCAAAGUCGUCGAGGAAGAGACCUUUUCCGAGAUCGAGAAACGGUUAAACACAGCGAUGCACGAAGCAGGAUGCAACCACUUCAUAACUGAUGCUUUUAAUACCCAUAUUCAUAACGCCAACCAUCCUCCUUUUAGCGGUGGCCAACUUCAACGGAUUUGCCUUGCGCGAGUUUUCGAUCGAUCUCAAUCCUGCUCGUUAAUCCUGUUGGAUGAGCCCACGGUUGGUCUGGAUGUCGCCACUGUUGAGCAGCUUUUGAUUAUGAUUAAGAAACUGAGAGAUGUGUAUAACAAAACGGUUUUAAUCUCUACGCAUGAUGAACGUGUUGCGUCGAUUUCGGAUGCGGUGAUUCAUUUGUCUGUCACAAAUUCAAUACUUUAG